Messenger RNA from Plasmodium gonderi, 795 nucleotides. RefSeq lists its product as hypothetical. NCBI's taxonomy places the organism in Eukaryota, Apicomplexa, Aconoidasida, Haemosporida, Plasmodiidae. Gene Ontology annotation, biological process: Golgi to plasma membrane protein transport; intracellular protein transport; protein localization to organelle. Gene Ontology annotation, cellular component: Golgi apparatus. The coding region runs from base 1 to 795 and encodes 264 amino acids. The transcript is spliced from 4 exons. Gene Ontology annotation, molecular function: GTP binding; GTPase activity. The record is from RefSeq and is a predicted model, not a curated record.
AUGGACUCUGCAGUAAACUUUUUAAAAUUAGCAAUCGAGAAAAUUAGAGAACAUGAAAUGAAAUAUGGAAUAAACCUGAACGAGUUUCACAAUUUGCUGUUCAUAAUAUCAGUUCUUUUUGGAUUUGUGUUUAUUUUUUAUCUUAUCUUUAUAUUAUUUAGUAUAUUUUGCAAGGGAUCCAAACCAAAUAAAAUAGUGUUAUUAUUAGGACCCUGUGACAGUGGGAAAACCACUUUUUUAUUCAAACUCAAAACUGAUAAAAUAUGUAGAACUGUUCCAUCUAUGAAGGAAAAUAUAGCCUUUAUAAAUUUAAAGAAGGACAAAUGGCAAAAAUGUAUUCGAUUUGUUGAUUUUCCAGGGCAUCCCAAAUUAUCCUAUGCAUUAAAUAAAUAUUUCAGCAUUACAAAUGUUAUUAUAUACAUUUUGGAUUGUUCAGAUCGACAGUCUCUUAAAAUUGUUGCAGAGAAACUAUUCGAGCUGUACACCAACAAGCUAAUUGUGAAAAAGCAAAUCCCCAUUAUCAUACUUUGCAACAAGACGGAUUUAUGUAAUUCUCGACCGAAACAAGUCAUUAAGGAAGACUUGGAGAGGGAAAUAGAAAUUUUGAAGAUGUCCAAAUAUAAUAGUCUGGAUGACGACUACAAUGAUGAGACAGAAUGUUUUCUUGGUGCCAAUUCGGAAUUCUUUCGAUUUGAAAGGGCUCCUUGUCAUACAGUAAGUACCGAAAUUUGUAGCGGGUCGGUAAAAAAUAACAACAUAGAAGAAGUGGUAGAACUCAUACAGAAAUUCUACUAA